Molecule: messenger RNA, 282 nt
Organism: Cutaneotrichosporon cavernicola
Lineage: Eukaryota; Fungi; Basidiomycota; Tremellomycetes; Trichosporonales; Trichosporonaceae
Exons: 1
Coding region: 1-282 (93 amino acids)
Source: RefSeq, a predicted model, not a curated record
AUGCCGUGCUGUGACGAAUGCUGCGACGGAACGGGCCGCUGCCCCUGUCUCUGCCUGUGCUACGAGAGUGACGGGCGAACGGAGGAGGACCACCAGCGCUUCUCGGAGGAGCAGCAGCGCAUGGACCGGUACGUCGACAGCGACGACGAGGGUAGCGAGGAUGGCGAGGAUGAAGCUGUUUCGGGCGAUGAAAAGGGUGGCGGGGAAAGUGAGGCUGAGAACAAGGACAAGGACAUGAGCGGCGAGGAAGGGAAGGAAGAUGAGAAGGAGGAGGAGACGUAG